Messenger RNA from Adineta ricciae, 546 nucleotides. NCBI's taxonomy places the organism in Eukaryota, Metazoa, Rotifera, Eurotatoria, Adinetida, Adinetidae. The record is from the annotation of a GenBank genome assembly.
AUGGCGAUCACGAAAAAGCAGCAGAUUCGCGGUGUGCGAAUUUUAUUAACUGUUUUCUAUGGAUUUCUCCUAUCGACUAUCCUUUUCCGUUACAUCAUACACGGAAUCGUCGAAACAAUUCGGCGUCCAACAAAUCCCUAUGCCAUUACCAUGAUCGUCCUUGGUGGUCUCAUUCUCAUUUCAAUCGCCUUAGCUACAUAUGCAACAUGGUUUGACAAUACCACAAUCAUGUUGGUUUCGGGUAUCGUUCUCAUAUGCGUGUUUGUAUUAACACUUGUUUUCGGUAUCAUCCGUAUCAUUAACACAGCACCUCAACGUAGGAUAGAUGCUACACCAAGUGUUUCUCUUGGCGACACAUCGGAUGAUCUCUCUCGAUCAUCGACAUCAGAUAAAACUACAGACACAUAUGCUCUUGCGGAAGAAGUAUCGAAACUAAUCAUUGAAUUAGUUGCCAUUCUAUUUGCUAUUCUCGGUACAUUCGUCCUGUUUCGUUAUGUUAAAAGGAAGUAUGAAGAGGUACAAACAGCAGAGCCGAAAGCAACUUAA